AUGUUUCUACGCCCAAGGACGUUGCGCGUAUUGCGCGGCGUGUCGCAGCAGCAUGUGAGAGCCUUUGGUUUCUCCAGCCCCUCCGGACAACCACCAAUGCCGCCAAUGGCCAAUAUUCCCAUGCCCUACAUCGAGGAGUCGUCGGCUGCCGGCAGGAAAACAUGGGAUAUCUUUUCCAAGCUAUUGCAGGAACGCAUCAUCUGUCUCAACGGCGAGGUCAACGAUUACAUGUCCGCUUCCAUCGUCGCACAGCUUCUCUGGCUGGAAUCCGAUACCCCCGAAAAGCCGAUAACGAUGUAUAUCAACUCUCCUGGUGGUUCUGUUACCUCAGGAAUGGCAAUCUAUGAUACCAUGACAUACAUCAAGUCACCAGUAUCAACCGUAUGUAUCGGAGGCGCUGCUUCGAUGGCCGCCAUACUUCUCGCAGGGGGUGAGGCCGGCAAACGAUUCUCUCUGCCUCACAGUUCCAUCAUGAUCCAUCAGCCACUCGGUGGUACCCGGGGUCAGGCAUCCGACAUUAUGAUUUAUGCGAACCAGAUUCAAAAGACGCGAGAACAAUCCAACAAGAUCAUGCAGUAUCAUUUGAACAAAGCUAAAGGUCACGACAAGUAUUCAUUGGAGGAGAUCAACGAUCUGAUGGAGCGAGACAAAUACUUGACGCCAGAGGAGGCUCUUGACUUGGGUGUUAUUGAUGAGAUUCUGACAAAGAGACCCGAAUCAGAGCAGGAUAAGGAGAAGAAGGCGACAAGUGAGACGGAGGCAAAGGAAGGGGAGGCCGAUGCACCCAAGACGAGCUAA
Fusarium sp. VM40 is the source of this 798-nucleotide messenger RNA. Lineage: Eukaryota; Fungi; Ascomycota; Sordariomycetes; Hypocreales; Nectriaceae. The record is from the annotation of a GenBank genome assembly.